AUGGAACAUAGGAACAAUGUGACCGAUUUUGUGCUCUUGGGGCUCACUCAGAGCCUCAAGGGUCAGAAAAUACUAUUUGCUGUGUUUUUGCUGAUCUACGUGGUGACAAUGGCAGGCAACCUGCUCAUCAUUCUGACUGGUGCUCAACCCAGCCUUGGAUGCCCUAUGUUCCUCUUUCUUGAUAGUUUAUCAUUUAUGGGUGCCAUUUAUUCUAAUACAGUUACUCCAAAUAUGAUGAUAAUCUUACUCCAUGUGAAUAAAACCAUUUUCUUUAAAGCUUGUAUGACACAGCUUUUGGUAGGUCCCUUAUUUGGUGGUGCUGAGAUUGUGUUCCUGGUCGCCAUGGCCUAUGACCACUACGUGGCCAUCUGCAAACCCCUGCAUUAUUCGACCAUAAUGAACCAGCUGCUCUGUGUUCAGUUACUGGUGUUGGCCUGCCUUGGGGGCUUUGUGCAUGCUCUGUCUCACAUUCUUUUUGUUUACAGCCUUCCCUUCUGUGGCUCCAAUGUCAUCGAUCACUUCAUUUGUGACAUGUACCCGUUAUUAAAACUCGCCUGCACUGACACCUAUGUUAUUGGCCUCACAGUGGUGAUCAGUGAUGGUAUCAUCUCUGUGGUCAUCUUCUCACUCUUGCUCAUCUCUUACGGGGUCAUUCUGCACACCCUGCAGAACCUGAGUCAGGAAGGGAGACGCAAGGCCUUAUCCACCUGUGGCUCCCACAUCACGGUGGUCGUCCUCUUCUUUGUUCCUUGCAUUUUCAUGUAUGUGAGACCUCCCUCUACCCUGCCCAUUGAUAAACGCUUGAUCGUGUUUUACACCAUUAUCACCCCUAUGUUGAACCCCCUCAUCUAUACUCUGAGAAAUGCAGAGAUGAAAAGUGUCAUGAAUAAGCUCUGGACUAGGAAAUAA
Molecule: messenger RNA, 909 nt
Organism: Chinchilla lanigera (long-tailed chinchilla)
Lineage: Eukaryota; Metazoa; Chordata; Mammalia; Rodentia; Chinchillidae
Product: olfactory receptor 4A47-like
Biological process (GO): G protein-coupled receptor signaling pathway
Cellular component (GO): membrane
Molecular function (GO): olfactory receptor activity; G protein-coupled receptor activity
Source: RefSeq, a predicted model, not a curated record